CUGGGCCUCGGGGAAGCGGUCCCGGAACAGCGACGCCAGGAGCCCUUCAUCCUCCACCUCGCCGAGAGCCGCUGCCGUGGCCGUGGCUGACGAUGGGACAGUCGCCGCGGUAGCCAUCUUCCCAGCAACGUCACUUCCCCUCCAGACCACCGGGGGCGCUGACUCCGAAUUUAGGACAGGAAGAAACAGGACCAUUUCCGGUCUCUAUCUUUUCUCAUCCGGUCGGCUUGCUUUCCCCGGCUGUCGUCCAGACUAUUGGGCGCUAGCGAGAGGAACUAUUGGUACGGGGCUAGAGAGGAAGGCUUUGGAGUUGCCGGGGAGCAGCGAGCGGCCGACUUCCGUUUCCGUUACGGAGGCACGAGGAUCCGGUGUUCCAACCCAGGGAGAAAAUGCGGCCUUUGACUGAAGAAGAGACCCGUGUCAUGUUUGAGAAGAUCGCGAAAUAUAUCGGGGAGAAUCUUCAGCUGCUGGUGGACCGGCCCGAUGGCACCUACUGUUUCCGUCUGCACAACGACCGGGUGUACUAUGUGAGUGAGAAGAUUAUGAAGCUGGCCGCUAAUAUCUCCGGGGACAAGCUGGUGUCGCUGGGGACCUGCUUUGGAAAAUUCACUAAAACCCACAAGUUUCGGUUGCACGUCACAGCCCUCGAUUACCUUGCACCUUAUGCCAAGUAUAAAGUAUGGAUAAAGCCUGGUGCAGAGCAGUCGUUUCUGUAUGGGAACCAUGUGUUGAAAUCUGGUCUGGGUCGAAUCACUGAAAAUACUUCUCAGUACCAGGGCGUGGUGGUGUACUCCAUGGCAGACAUCCCUUUGGGUUUUGGGGUGGCAGCAAAAUCUACACAAGACUGCAGAAAAGUAGACCCCAUGGCGAUUGUGGUAUUUCAUCAGGCAGACGUUGGGGAAUAUGUGCGGCAUGAAGAGACGUUGACUUAAAGUCAUUGCAAGAACAGGCGGCUGUAUGGAAGGGCCGAGCGUUGUUUCCUGUGUUUGUGUGGACUCCACCGUGUUGAAUUUUGUCAACACUCUGACCUCUUCGGGACUUCUUGUUUACUGUACUCUCUAUCAUUGACAAAUACAGGCUGGAUUCUUAUUAUAUACAGAGAUAGCUCAAAAAUGGGGUUUCAGACCUUUGUGUUUGUGAUGAAAUAGAAUACUCUGUUUCAUAUUUGAAUCAGAGGGCUUCUUGUUCUGAGAAAUAGGUUCAAAAUCAUUGGAACUAGGAACAAGAAUAGCUUGUUAUCUGUGAUAACACUUUGUUUUCUAAACUCAUGAUAAGAACACAGGGAUUGUCUUUUUUAUUAAUAUGCAAGAUAGAUAUUUCCAUAACAGAAUAAUAAACCACAUGUGGGGUUUUAAAAAUGAAAUUUGUCUAAAACAGUAAGAGCAAUUCAGCUAUUUUUCCAUACGAUAAUUGGUGUGUGGUAUGAAAGAAAAACGUAAUCAAACCCCACUUCUGCCACCUACCAGCUAUAUGGCCUCGAAUGAGUCAUUCAGCUUUAAUAAGGUUUGUUUUCUUCUGUUUAAAAAGAUACAAAACUUAAAAAAUAGCUUUGGCCAUCUACCUGAGAAUUAGAAAUUCUGAUUUUUGGAAUUAGAAAUCAUGAUUGUAGGCUGGGCACAGUGGCUCACGCCUGUAAUCCCAGCACUUUGGGAGGCCAAGGCGGAUGGAUCACUUGAGGUCAGGAGUUUGAGACCAGCCUGGCCAACAUGGUGAAACCCCAUCUCUACUAA
Molecule: messenger RNA, 1730 nt
Organism: Piliocolobus tephrosceles (Ugandan red Colobus)
Lineage: Eukaryota; Metazoa; Chordata; Mammalia; Primates; Cercopithecidae
Gene: NIP7
Product: nucleolar pre-rRNA processing protein NIP7
Exons: 5
Coding region: 390-932 (180 amino acids)
Biological process (GO): ribosome assembly
Cellular component (GO): nucleus
Molecular function (GO): RNA binding
Source: RefSeq, a predicted model, not a curated record